Molecule: messenger RNA, 2568 nt
Organism: Salarias fasciatus (jewelled blenny)
Lineage: Eukaryota; Metazoa; Chordata; Actinopteri; Blenniiformes; Blenniidae
Gene: xpr1a
Product: xenotropic and polytropic retrovirus receptor 1a
Exons: 15
Coding region: 349-2436 (695 amino acids)
Biological process (GO): cellular response to phosphate starvation; phosphate ion transport
Cellular component (GO): cytoplasm; Golgi apparatus; plasma membrane
Molecular function (GO): phosphate transmembrane transporter activity; inositol hexakisphosphate binding
Source: RefSeq, a predicted model, not a curated record
UUCAUUGCGAUGGCGGACCGUAAAGUCCCCAGACCUGCCAAGGGAGGGACGGAGCAAAGUCACUGAGCCACUCUCAGGGGCUCGAGCAGACCGCCGUCCGACCACCUGUUAAAAGACAGCCCUCUGUCACUGCCGUCCCUCCCUUCGAAUAGUAUGAGGGACGGGAUCCGCUCGGAGCGCACUGACCGGGACGAGCCAGAAGUGGAGUGAAGAGGAGCGGAGUGCGCCGGGCUGACGCGCCGCAUGUUGAGCCGGCAAGUUGACUGAUACCACCAAAGUCGCGUCUACGGGGAAAGGGACAGUUUACUCGGAUUUUACGGAGCUUUUAGGGACCCUUGUUCCGGCAAAAUGAAAUUCGCGGAACAUCUUUCGUCCCAUAUCACUCCAGAGUGGAGGAAACAGUAUCUUCAGUAUGAGGCCUUCAAGGAAAUGCUGUAUGCUGCCCAGGACCAAGCUCCCUCCAUAGAAGUCACAGAUGAAGACACAGUGAAGAGAUACUACGCUAAGUUUGAGGAGAGGUUUUUCCAGACAUGCGAGAAAGAGCUCCUGAAAAUCAACACAUUCUAUUCAGAAAAGCUGGCUGAAGCCCAGAGAAGGUCUGCCACACUGCAGAAUGAGCUGCAGUCGUCGUUGGAUGCUCAGCGUGAGAGCAACGCUCCUCCUGGCUUGCGGAAACGCAAAACAAUGUUCCACCUGUCACAGGAGGAGCGCUGCAAACACCACAACAUCAAGGACCUGAAGUUAGCCUUCAGCGAGUUCUACCUCAGCCUCAUUCUGCUCCAGAACUACCAGAACCUGAACUUCACUGGCUUCCGUAAGAUCCUGAAGAAGCAUGACAAGAUCCUGGACACCUCCCGUGGGGCCGACUGGCGUGUGGCUCAUGUGGAGGUGGCGCCGUUUUACACCUGCAAGAAAAUCACACAGCUCAUCUCCGAGACAGAGACCCUGGUGACCACGGAGCUGGAGGGAGGAGACCGUCAGAAGGCCAUGAAGAGGUUGAGAGUUCCUCCACUGGGGGCAGCUCAGCCUGCGUUGGCCUGGACAACCUUCCGAGUGGGACUCUACUGCGGCUUCUUUGUCAUUCUAGCCAUUGCCUCUGUUCUCGCCGGUGCUGUGUUUAUCCGCUAUGAAAACAUGUGGCCUCUGGUGCGGAUCUAUCGGGGAGGCUUCCUAUUGAUCCAGUUCCUCUUCCUGUUGGGCAUCAACACAUAUGGUUGGAGACAGGCUGGAGUCAACCAUGUCCUCAUCUUCGAGAUCAAUCCCCGCAACAACCUCUCACAUCAACACCUGUUUGAGGUUGCUGGUUUCCUGGGUGUGCUGUGGUGUCUCAGCAUCCUGUCCUGUCUCUAUUCAGAUUAUACCUACCUCCCCAUGCAGAUCAACCCCCUCAUCCUUUAUGGUUUCAUGGUGCUCUUCCUCAUCAACCCCUUCAAGACAUGCUACUACAAAUCUCGAUUCUGGCUUCUUAAACUGCUGUUUCGUGUGUUCACGGCUCCGUUUCACCGGGUGGAGUUUGCGGACUUUUGGCUGGCUGAUCAGCUCAACUCUCUGGUGUUUGUUCUGAUGGACCUAGAGUAUCUCAUCUGCUUUUACAUUUUUGAGCUGCAGUGGACCAACAGAAAAGGCCUGAUACCCCAGAUCAAAAAUUCCGGUGACUUUGUGUGUCACAGCUACUCAUACGGUCUGCGAGCCAUCAUCCAGUGUCUGCCCGCCUGGCUUCGCUUCAUCCAGUGCUUGAGGCGUUACCGUGACACCAAGAGAGCCUUCCCGCACCUUGUGAAUGCUGGGAAAUAUUCCACCACUUUCUUUGUGGUCACCUUCGCUGCCCUCUACGCCACUCACCGAGAGCAAGGACAUACGGACGCUGACAUGUUUUUCUACCUGCUCAUCGUGUUCUCGACCAUCAGCUCUCUGUACACACUGAUCUGGGAUCUGCGAAUGGACUGGGGUCUGUUUGACUCUGCAGCAGGAGAAAACACCUUUCUCAGAGAGGAAAUUGUUUAUCCGCACAAGGCCUACUACUACUGUGCCAUCAUAGAAGACGUGAUCCUGCGUUUUGCCUGGACGAUUCAAAUCUCUCUGACAACCAUGACGAAGAUCCACUCUGUGGGUGACAUUGUGGCCACGGUGCUGGCUCCUCUAGAGGUCUUCAGGCGCUUUGUGUGGAAUUUCUUCCGUCUGGAGAAUGAACACCUGAAUAACUGUGGUGAGUUCCGUGCGGUGAGGGAUAUCUCUGUGGCGCCACUAAACGCGGAUGAUCAGACGCUGCUGGAGCAGAUGAUGGACCAGGAAGAUGGUGUCCGGAAUCGCUCCGGGAAGAAGACCUGGAAAAGAUCCUACAGCCUCUCGCUUCGACGUCCUCUGCUGUCGUCAUCACAAUCGAAGAAGGACACAAAGGUGCUCAUUGAAGAUACGGAUGAUGAGGCCUUCAGCUGAGUCUGCAGUGUCAACAAAUAUACACACACAUGCACACACGCACACACACAUACACAAUAUACUUAUAAGGACCUCAUUCACUAACACCCAACCUCAAUCUUUUUCUGUCGUAGUCAUAUGUGUAGAUGUAAA